UCCACAGUUCGCAGCCUCUUCUCCAACUGCUGAAUUUGUUCAGAUAUCUGUCUGUUAUGGGCUUCAUAAUCAACAUCAACUCCUUCACCACAAUGAUACCUGCACUGCUUGAGAAACAACAGUACGUCUGCACGUAUCGGCUCAGCCAGGACCACGUGGAGCUGUUUUUCAAUUCAAUCAGGGCGUCGGGGGGAUGGAACAACAAUCCGAGCGUCGUGAGUUUCAAGAACUACUUCCGGCAUGUCAUGGUUCGCUGCGGAAUCAAUCCAGGAGACACAGGCAACGUUCAAGCUCAGGAUGGAACUGUGUGUUUGUCAGCUAUUGCCAUAUCGUCAUCUGUGCCAGCUGAUGCCAACGACGAUGAUGAUGACGACGACAACAACCUCAUUGUUCCCUCUCCCUAUGAUCAAACUGCAGGGCUUGUCUUAGACCACACUUAUUUACCAACACGUUUUGGGGCCCUUACCGAAAAUGCACUUGUAUACAUUGCAGGAUUUGUUGUGAAAUGUGUCCAGAGAAAGCUUAAGUGUGAGGUUUGCUGCAGUAGUUUGAUUAGCACAGCCCUGCCUUCAACACUUGGGGACAAUUACCACCUUCUUGCCCUUCGUAACAAUGGUGGCCUGUUGAUUCCCAGCGCGGGUACAGUAAAAGUAGUAAGAUGUGCUGAGCAGUGCAUUAGACGAGUCUGCAAUGUGUCAUCCGCUGCCCGUCAAUGUUCCGAGUCUCUACUUGAAAGGGUGGUGAAGGCAGAAAUUGGGUCUCAAGAUAUUUUUAAUCUGGGAGAUCACAUUGUCGAGACUCAAGAUGGUAUAGACAACCAUCAUUAUGAUUUAAUUUCACAAGUCCUGGCUGCAUUCUACAGGUUGAGACAACACCACAUAGCUAAACUCCAUACAAUUCAGCUACAGAGCAAGAGCUUGAGGAAGAAACUGUGCAAAGUUGUGUUGUUGCAGGGAUACUAAACACUGUACAUAGCCCCAAUCAGGUGUAUAUAGUGUACAUAGCCCCAAUCAAUCAGGUGUAUAUAGUGUACAUAGCCCCAAUCAAUCAGGUGUAUAUAGUGUACAUAGCCCCAAUCAAUCAGGU
Molecule: messenger RNA, 1086 nt
Organism: Engraulis encrasicolus (European anchovy)
Lineage: Eukaryota; Metazoa; Chordata; Actinopteri; Clupeiformes; Engraulidae
Exons: 4
Coding region: 57-962 (301 amino acids)
Source: RefSeq, a predicted model, not a curated record